This is a messenger RNA of Dioscorea cayenensis subsp. rotundata (Guinea yam), 1050 nucleotides long. RefSeq names its product lipid phosphate phosphatase gamma. Gene Ontology annotation, molecular function: dolichyldiphosphatase activity. Lineage: Eukaryota; Viridiplantae; Streptophyta; Magnoliopsida; Dioscoreales; Dioscoreaceae. Gene Ontology annotation, cellular component: endoplasmic reticulum membrane; intracellular membrane-bounded organelle. The transcript has 3 exons. The record is from RefSeq and is a predicted model, not a curated record. The coding region runs from base 73 to 744 and encodes 223 amino acids. Gene Ontology annotation, biological process: protein N-linked glycosylation; lipid biosynthetic process.
ACUUUUUGACUCCAUCUUCGAUAUCGUCCGUGCUUCUCUUCGAAGCUUCAUUCGCGAUCUCCCUCUCCGGCAAUGGCUUCCCCUCCGGCGCAGGCGGCGCUCAAGGCGGUGACGCUCACCCACGUCCGGUACCGGCGCGGCGAUUCUCUUGGUCACUUCCUUGCCUGGGUCUCCCUCAUCCCUGUGUUCAUCAGCCUCGGUGGCUUCGUCUCCCACUUCCUCUUCCGGCGAGAGCUCCAGGGCUUCUUCUUUGCCCUAGGCCUAAUCUUCUCCCAGGUCCUCAACGAGCUUGUCAAGACCUCGGUGCAGCAAUCCCGCCCCGACACCUGCGCCGCCCUUGAGAUGUGCGACUCCCAUGGAUGGCCGUCCAGCCACUCUCAGUACAUGUUCUUCUUCGCCAUCUACUUCUCCCUCCUCUGCAUCCGCGGUCUCGGCAUCUCACCCCGAUCCCGGCCCUUCCUCACCUUUCUCGCUUGGCCCCCCGCCAUCCUCACCAUGUACUCUCGCGUCUAUCUCGGAUACCACACCGUCGCCCAGGUGUUUGCAGGGGCGGGUCUUGGUCUUGUGCUCGGAGCGCUGUGGUUCUGGAUUGUGAACAGUAUCCUUGUGGAUUACUUUCCGGCAAUGGAGGAGAGUUGGAUCGGGCGGGUCUUGUACAUCAAGGAUUCAUCCCAUAUUAAGAAUGUUCUGAAGUUUGAGUAUGAUAAUGCUAGGGCAGCGAGGAAGAAGCAGGCUCAGGAUUGAUUUUAUCUCUCCUUUUGCUGAAGUAACCCAUCUGUUGAAAUAUUGUACCUUGCACAUCAGUGGAGAUCUCAUCAGGUAAUUGCUUUUAUUAUAACAUUAUAGCAGAUUAACUUUGCUUGUUAUUCUUGGGUUUGAAAGGAACUAUAAAGAGACCUGGGAUAAGUAUUUCAAGAUCUCAUAACAGUAGGAUUUCAUUCCACUAUUUAUUGAUAAAAAGAACAUUUUACCCUGAUUAUAUUGUAACUUUAUGCAAUUGAAUAGUUAUUAAAAAAAAUAUCAAUUUCUAAAUAUAGUUCUGUUUGUUUC